Rhineura floridana is the source of this 1764-nucleotide messenger RNA. RefSeq names its product parathyroid hormone/parathyroid hormone-related peptide receptor-like. Bases 1 to 1758 code for a protein of 585 amino acids. Gene Ontology annotation, biological process: adenylate cyclase-modulating G protein-coupled receptor signaling pathway; cell surface receptor signaling pathway. NCBI's taxonomy places the organism in Eukaryota, Metazoa, Chordata, Lepidosauria, Squamata, Rhineuridae. Gene Ontology annotation, cellular component: plasma membrane. Gene Ontology annotation, molecular function: G protein-coupled peptide receptor activity; peptide hormone binding; parathyroid hormone receptor activity. The transcript has 14 exons. The record is from RefSeq and is a predicted model, not a curated record.
AUGGAUAGGACUGUUCCGAUGAAACGGGCCUACACAAUUGUUCGCAACCCAGAGAUGAGAAAGAUUCAACGAAGCAGAAUCAAAACCUCCUUCUGCUUUGGAUGUGGCACCAAUGUUCUGAAAGUCAUGGAGGAAUCAGUCCGUGUCUGGAGCUUUGUGGCAGUUGCUCUCUGUUUCUCCUUUCUGAAUUUGGUCUGCGCUUUGGUGGACCCUGAUGAUGUUCUAACCAAAGAAGAACAGAUUUAUUUGCUGAAUGAAGCUAAAGAAAAAUGUCACAAGGAGAUAAGCACACAGAAGGAAAGACUCCAAGAUGGCAACUGUUUGCCUGAGUGGGAUGGGAUUAUUUGCUGGCCUGAAAGCCUCCCAAAUGAAAAGGUGGCAGUCCUGUGUCCGGACUAUGUCUAUGACUUCAACCAUAAUGGUCAUGCCUACAGGCACUGUGAUGUUUACGGGAACUGGCAAUUGGUGUCCAACACGAACAAGACUUGGGCCAAUUACACAGAAUGUGCCAUAUUCUUUGCCCUGGAACAACAGAAUCAAGAAAAGGAAGUGUUUGACCGCCUGCACAUCAUCUACACAGUUGGCUACUCCAUCUCCCUCGCCUCCCUUGUGGUUGCCAUGUGUAUCCUUUGCUACUUCAAGCGACUUCACUGCACUCGGAAUUACAUCCACCUCCAUCUUUUUGCCUCCUUCAUCUGCCGAGCGGUGAGCAUCUUUGUAAAGGAUAUAGUACUGUAUUCUACCUCACGACUUGAGGGGCUGCAAAAAGCACAGGGUGAUGAUGGGGACACUGAAGAUUUGAGCCUUGCUUUGGGAUCCAGGACCCAGCUAGCAGGCUGCAAGGUAGCUGUGACCAUCUUCCUCUAUUUCCUGGCUACCAACCACUAUUGGAUCUUGGUAGAAGGUCUCUACCUCCAUAGCCUGAUCUUCAUGGCUUUCCUCUCAAACAAAAGCUGCUUGUGGGCCCUUACACUCAUCGGGUGGGGGGUACCUGCCGUCUUCGUGUCGAUCUGGGCCAGCGUAAGAGCAUCGUUGGCUGAUACACAGUGCUGGGACCUCAGUGCUGGAAACAUGAAGUGGAUCUACCAAGUCCCCAUCUUAGCAGCAAUUGUGGUGAACUUUUUCCUCUUCCUCAACAUCGUGAGAGUCCUUGCAUCAAAACUGUGGGAGACAAAUGCAGGGAAAUUGGAUCCCCGCCAGCAGUACAGGAAGCUGCUGAAAUCCACCCUUGUCUUGAUGCCCCUCUUUGGUGUUCAUUACGUGGUGUUCAUGGCCAUGCCUUACACAGCUGUCUCCAGUGUCCUCUGGCAAAUACAGAUGCACUAUGAGAUGCUCUUCAACUCUUUACAGGGUUUCUUUGUGGCUUUCAUUUACUGCUUUUGCAACGGCGAGGUGCAAGCAGAAAUUAAAAAAGAUCGUUUCCGAAGAAACCUGGUACUGGACAUAAAGCAGAAGACCCGAGUCACCAGCACAGGCGGAAGCUGCUACUAUGGCGGCCAUGCCACCAACAGCGUCAGUCUGAGUAUGGCCAGCUGGGGGGUGGCCUCUGCAGCGGCUGUUGCCAUGCCUCUUGGUGCCAAAAUCUGGCUGCUGCAUCUUGCCCCCAGUGCCACUGCAGCAGAAUACACCCCUGCUUCCUCCACUUUGGAUAAUUCUCCAAGUCAGGAGAUGGUACAGAAGGCCCUUGGGGGAAACAUCAAUGGAGAUUUGGAGGGAAACCACUCCAGCUUGAAAAAAGAGCUAGAGACCAUGCUAUAAAAGGCG